This is a messenger RNA of Strongylocentrotus purpuratus (purple sea urchin), 3279 nucleotides long. RefSeq lists its product as uncharacterized. The record is from RefSeq and is a predicted model, not a curated record. NCBI's taxonomy places the organism in Eukaryota, Metazoa, Echinodermata, Echinoidea, Camarodonta, Strongylocentrotidae. The transcript is spliced from 8 exons. The coding region runs from base 295 to 3189 and encodes 964 amino acids.
UACAGCAGUGGCAUUACGGUGCGUAACGAUCCCGAUGUCGCAGUUAUUGCGUCGUAUUUUCAGCUAAUUUCUAACUAUUGACGUAGAAUCUUGAUUUUCAUCAUCCAAGCUGUUAAUGCUGUAGUGUAGACAGAAAUGACACUUUCGUGAAAAGGAAACCACCAUUCGCUCCGAUCCAAUCCGCACAGUACAGUUUCCUUCUUCCCACUGCACGGCCACCAUGCCACUCCACAGACGCUAGCCUAGUAGUAGCAGUAUAGUAGCGCUUAACUAGCUUGUGUAUGCGGAUAUCGGAUGAACGAGUGUUUUCUAAACCACGACAUAGUCACAGAAAAUAACCAUCUGGAUGUCUUGCUGGGGUUAUCAUUCAUGUGCCUUUCCAGCGAACUGAGUUUCUGUGGAAUGAGAAAAACAUCUUGCACCAUGGAUGGAUUCUGCCUUCUCUAUCUGCUCAUGAUCCUCCUGAUGAGAUCUGGUGAUGUUGAAACCAACCCUGGACCAGACAGGAUUGUCAGUGAGGAGGAAUUCAUAAAGCUUACCACGUUAAUUGCACCUUCCUACUACCAUAAGUUGGGCGUUAACCUGGACAUCUCCAUCGCAGAGCUUGGUCAAAUCGAGAAAGAUAGCCAAAAUACUAGUGAUGCAUUGAUGACAGUGUUCACGAGAUGGAGAGACAAACAGCCUCCAGGCACAUACAUCAGGGUUCUUCUUGCAGAGGAAUUAGAAAGAAGUGGCUUAGGGUCCCUCUCUGGGGAUCUACUCGCUGGAAGUCUAGUCCUGAAGCGGACAGGUGCACCUGUUACAACGCCAGGAUCACAGACCCAAUCACUUUCUCCUGACCUGAUCAAGAGAUGUGCAGAUGAUUUCAAAUUCAAGUACCGGACAGCUUUCUGUAAGAUCAGAGAUGAUCCUCUCGACCCUGAUUCCAUUGUACCAUUCACAGACAUGUACACAAACCUUGUCCUGGAAGAGGAAUAUCGGAAAAAACGCAAACGACCACUUGAGUACAGUGAUCUCUUUAAACUUGAAGUCAAUGGAGAGUUCCCCAAGCGGAUCAUGGUUCAAGGAGAGGCUGGGGCUGGAAAGACAACAUUCUGUGCUAAGAUUGCCUGGGACUGGAUAAAUGACAAUCCUGCUGUCCCAAAGUUUGUGUGGGUACUUGUUGUCCCUUUUCGUGAAGCCAAACAAUACACGAUUGGUGAGAUUGCCAAGUCAUAUCUCUCCAAGGACAACCCAGCAACAGCCUGCCAGAUCACUGAGUACAUCCGUUUAAAUCCAAAAGAAGUAUUCAUUGCGUUUGAUGGAUUAGAUGAGUUUAAGGGCAAAGUUGUACAGGAAGGGGAAGCUGGUUCAAAGUCAGAAUGUCACCAGCCACAGCCUGCUGAUCAAACCAAGGCAAGAUCAGAAUCAAAGAUGAACAAGAAUAAGCGGCAGAAGUUAACGCAUCCAGAGUCAUCAAGUGCCACUUUGCAGCCAAUAGUCACCAGUGCAGAGGCAAGUGGAAGUUCUUCAGAGAGAGGUGACAUUGCACUUACAGACAUUCUGCGUUCAGAUGAACUUGCCACUUGCCCGGUGUUGGUGACAAGUCGCCCUUGGAAGGUCACAGAGAUAAGAGAUAAUGAUAUUCUGAGGAACCUGUACACUUUCAUUCAUGUGGAAGGUUUUAGCAAGAAAAGUGUGGAGGGUUACAUUCACAAGUACUUUCCAGAAGAUGUGGCCAAAGCAGAUCAGCUUAUCCAAUUAACCAAGGACAAUGACAUCAUCUCUGAGAAUAUGGCCCCAUAUCCCAUCUACAUAGCUAUGCUCUGUCUUAUGUGGAGAAAAGUUAGUGACGUAAAACUGGAAAAAUUUAAGUCAUUUCAAACCUUUUCUCAAAUAUUUGAUGAAAUGUUUGAAUUCUUGAAGGUGCAUUAUGCUCAGAAAGAGAUCACAGAUUUAGACAGCCAAGAUUUCCAAGCCUUUCGCUGUCAAAUUGAGAAGUUCAUGGAACCAGUUGCCAAAGUUGCAUUCAUUGGGCUACAAGAAAAAACUUUUAUUUUUAAAGAGGAUGAUUUUGAACAGUGCUCAGACUCCAUUGAAACAGCUUGCAGAGUGGGGGUGUUGUCUAAGGAGAAAAAAUUGUCAUCUAUACAUGAUAAAAGCAGUCCGUUCCUGCAGUCUACUUUCUUCUUUCCACACAAACUCUUUCAGGAGUACAUGGCUGGGGUCCAUCUUGCUUUCCUGUUUGAAUUAGAUCACAAUGAAUUCAACAGACUGAUUGAGCAAGUAGUGCUGCCUAGAAAGAAAGAGUUUAGGUAUCUCCUGUACUUCACUGUAUCACGGGACAAAGCCAUUGCACACCAUGUCAUGAAAUGCAUGGUACAGGGUGACAACCGAGGCAACUCGGAUGUGGAUUUGUUGGUUGAUGUAUCCUUUGAGAGUCAGGACCUAGAUACCGCAGUCUUGGCGAGGGGUGGAAUGUCAUCUCUGACAAUUAAACCACUCAUGACAGCACACAACAUAGCAGGUUAUGUAUUCACUGGACUAGGUGUACAUAAAGAUGUGAUCGAUCUUGGAGUAAAUGGAGAAUUUGGACCAAUUAUAUCACAUGAUAUGGGGGAGAUUAUAUGCUCUGUGCCCUCUCUAAAGGAUGUUACACUACUUCAAGCUGCCUUGCACAGUGACUUCUAUGCAGUUCUUGCUAAAGAAGGAAACAAGUCCAAGGUCCAAUAUGUCGUGCUUGAUGGUGUUAGGUGUCCAACAUCAACCUCUUCACAUUACCUAGUAGAUGCUUUGUGUUCCAUGCCAAACCUGACUGAACUGAGACUAGAUGGACAGGAUUUCCAGGAGGAGUUCUAUUCUACACUGAAUGCAAAAGCGUCAACCUUACAGGUCGACACUGUCUGGCUUGAAGAUGUUAGGUGUCCAACAUCAGCCUCUUCACAUUACCUAGCAGAUGCUUUGUGUUCCAUGCCAAACCUGACUUGCCUGGAACUAGUUGGAAAGGAGUUCCAGGAGGAGUUCUAUUCUACACUGAAUGCAAAGGCGUCAACCUUACAGGUAUGUAUGUGUGUUUGUACUCUAUAUCCAUGUCAUGAUGAAUUCAUGUACACAUGCAGCAGUGGAGAUGAGUUUAAGGAGUUUUUAUGCCUCAGUUACGAAGUAGCCGGAGGCAUUAUGUUUUCGGGUUGUCCGUCCGUCUGUCCGUAAGUCUGUACACACGUCUAUAUGUACGUACGUCCCGUUCUCGUGAUCACGUUAUCUGAAGAACCGAUUGAUGGAUUCCUGCCAAACUUUGGU